AUGACAAAUACAAAGGAAACAAAUGAUAAACAUGAAAAAUUAAAAAGUAAACAACAUUUUAGAAAGAAAGAGAAAAAUAUUGUUGCCAAAGUGGAUAACAAACCACCUAAAUUUAACAUAGAUGUUUAUUAUAAGUUAGUUCGUUUAGAAAACGACACCAGGAGGGUCCGAGAAUUGGAUAAACAAAAUAUGGAUUUGUUGAGAUCUUUAAACGUUAUCACCAGACGUAGAGGUUCCAUUGAUUGCUGGCUACAAAAAGUUAAAUAUAAAAGUAAAUUAGAAAAUCAACAUUUGGAGAAUAAAAAAAUUAUGAAAGAGAAUAUAGAAUUGCUUAAAAAAAUAAAUGAAAUAUCAAGCCAAUAUGCUGCAGCAGAUUUGAUAAAAGAUUGGAAAUAUUUAAAAGCAAAAUUAGAAAUUGGAAAAAAAAGGAGAGUAGAAAAAUUGAAAAAAAUUGUUGUAGCUCCAGGUAUGAAGAAGGAUGAUUAUUGUAUGCUCAGUGAUUCUGCAUUACUUCAUACCUUAAAUCCAUCAAUUAGAAAUAGAUGCUUUUUGGAAAUCAAAGAUCAACAGAGCGAAGAAAUUUUGGGAACCAUUGUAAUUGAACUUUAUACAGAUAUCGUGCCUAAAACAUGUGCUAAUUUCGAAGCUUUCUGUAUGGGAGUAAAUGGAUUAUCUUAUAGAAACACUCCAUUUCAUCGUAUUGUUCCGGGGUAUUGGUGUCAAGGUGGAGACGUAGUCAAAUUUAAUGGUAUUGGUGGUACAUCCAUAUAUGGAGAUAGUUUCAAGGAUGAAAAUUUUCAUUUGCGUCAUGCUGGUCCUGGUAUACUUUCUAUGCAUAAAGCUAAUGAUAUGCAAGAAAAUAAUUCUAAAUUUAAUCUAACAUUUAAAACAUUGAAAACAAUGAAUGGUAAACGAGUAGUAUUUGGAAAAAUUGUGAAAAAUCUUGCUGUGAUCUAUAAGAUUGAAGAAUGUGGGUCAAAAUCUGGCAAACCAAUAAGAUCUAUCGUCAUAUCGAAUUGUGGAAUCCUUUCAUCGAGAAGUAAUGUUUCUAAAUAACAAAAACGAUUUA
Molecule: messenger RNA, 1069 nt
Organism: Polistes dominula (European paper wasp)
Lineage: Eukaryota; Metazoa; Arthropoda; Insecta; Hymenoptera; Vespidae
Biological process (GO): protein peptidyl-prolyl isomerization; protein folding
Cellular component (GO): cytoplasm
Molecular function (GO): peptidyl-prolyl cis-trans isomerase activity; cyclosporin A binding
Source: RefSeq, a predicted model, not a curated record